Molecule: messenger RNA, 339 nt
Organism: Strongylus vulgaris
Lineage: Eukaryota; Metazoa; Nematoda; Chromadorea; Rhabditida; Strongylidae
Source: the annotation of a GenBank genome assembly
AUGACUCGCUAUGGAGAUUGUCGCAUUCUCUGCACCUACAACGCCAAAGCAAUCUCCACCAACGCCGAUCUUCACGCCCUUCUCGAAGCUACAGGAGGCAUCAACUACCACGUAAUCGCUUUGCAGGAAACAAAGUCCAGGAAGACGGACGUGAGGCAGCCGAGUGAUGGCACACUCAUUAUUUGUGUUGAAAAAAUUCCACGGAACGUCGGAGGGGUUGGAUUUGUCGCACACCCAUCUGUUGUCCAUCUUGUCGAUUCACAUAAUAUCUUAACCUCGCCUGGCUAUCCUUCGACUCCGUCCUCUGCAUCAGAUAACCAUCAUAUAUUGCUAUUCUGA